GUGCUUUGAACUGUCACACAUCAACUGCAGUGGAAACGUCGUAAAAUAAUUUUAAAAAACGGUUUGCCUCUGCCUACAGAGUUUAGAUUUUAGCCUAUAUAUUAUGGAUAUGAUAUCGGAAAAUGACAAUAAAACAAUAUGCAAUAGUGAAUUGUGUACUAGCAAGGAGGCUUCCCUGAGAGAACCCCCUUCGGAUUUGUGCGCCGACAAGAAGGACGCAUCAUCUAUACAGCCUAAAACACGUCUUUUACGGGAUGUCGAGGCAAAAGAGAAUCAAUUUAUUUACAACGCCCUAUAUAAACCUUUGGACGAUGCGGUAGACGAACAAAUUAACCAAGAACUCACAACCAGUGAAAUGCUUCGCCAGAUGGAUCUCUCCAGGGAGGAUUUCCGGAGGGCAAUUUCGAUGCCGAUCUCUGAGAAGAGCAAAGGCUGUGCACUUUUAUUUACGCAACUUCAGAGUGCGCAUUCUCAGCGUGUGAUAAAUGUCUUUAUUGGGUUUAGUAUCGUUAUGUUUACAUUUCCUAUUUUAGUUUUACUCUUUGGAAUGUAUUAUAUUGCCCCUUUGUUAGGAAUAAAUCCGGUCGUUUGCGGAGGAUUUGCCUCUCUCGUAUCUGUUGUAGCGCUCAUGAUAUGCUACACGAUCUAUGCGUUUAUGGAAGAUACUUCGACUUCCUCAUCGCAUUCGGAAGUUGGGGAUAAAAAAAAGAAUUAAGUUAUAACACCUCGGUAAUCUAUUCAUAGUGCAACAACCAGUAACGUUAAAAAAA
This is a messenger RNA of Phytomonas sp. Hart1, 770 nucleotides long. The record is from the annotation of a GenBank genome assembly. NCBI's taxonomy places the organism in Eukaryota, Euglenozoa, Kinetoplastea, Trypanosomatida, Trypanosomatidae.